AUGUGCUCUGCGUCUAAUUCGAGUACAAGCGAUCCUGUCGUCAUUGUGCGCCAUUUGAAUCAUUUGCUACCUUCUGCAAACAACAACUUGACCAGUGGUGAGGAAGUGUUGAAGAGUUACAAUGAAAGUGUGCAAGACAAUACCGACAUCGAUGAGACUGAGAAGGAAUCACGAGCUUUUUCGUUCCUCAAAGCGAAAUCGACAUCGCCACUCCAGAAUAAUUUGUUACCUGGAGAAAGUAGCAGUAUCAGCACAAAAAAAUACUUGGUGGAGAUUAUAAAUAAGGCGAUGUCCCUUUACCAACGAGAUGACGUGCAAAAUCAGAAGCUAUAUGGACACCUUCUGAGUCUUCUCCAAGUCAAUGACUUGGAAUUGCAGUUUUUUGCUCGCGUCAACAUCGCCUUCUUGCUUACAAAGAAAGCGUCAUCCGAGAUUUUCCAAGAUCAAUUACUCCAAUCUCAAACGAGAUUAUCGACAGUAUUUGACAUUUUGAUGAGUCAUACGAAGGACGAAAGCCUGGAGAGUUUUUUCCAUUAUGGGCUGCAAGAUCCAUUGCUAAAUUACUUUCACAAAUACUGGCAUUUGACGAGAGAAGACAAUGAUCAAAUUGAAGUCUCAAACGAGGUAUAUCAUUUCCUCACAGCUGAUCGUAAGGAUGGGAAUUUAUUAACCUGGCUAGGAACCUCUCAGAUUAUCGAUGUGAACAACAAAGUUGGUGAUUUAAUCAAGUGUUUGGUGACCCGGCGUAUGACCGUCGAGCUGGCGUUUCGAUUACAAACAAUGCAAAAUGGCAACCUUAUGGCAUUUUUCGACGUCAUUUCGGCGUUACAUUGGUUACCUCACCAAGAUCUUUGGUUGGAAUUUGCUGCCUUUACUCGCUUUGGCUUUAUUGAGCACGAGACAAAGAGUUCUGCCUUUGUCAUGCCUCAGGUAUAUAAAUUUUUAAAAGACAGACAAGGAAUAUUGAAGGAUGACCAAGAAAAGAUUUUUACUGAGAUGGCGGAAAAGAAAUCAGAGAUACCGGCCCUUGAAACCAAUUUGCGGAAAAAGUUCGAUUGGGCGUUAUUUGAUGCGGAUCAAGUGCGUUUGUUUAAAGCUAUUUUGCAGUCUAACGAUCAAGUGGAGUUGGUUAAAAAGGCAUUGACGAAAUCGAACCAGGUUGAGUUAUUUAAGGCGGCAUUGAGUGAUGAGAAAUCGGUGAAAAUGUUUGAAGCGGUGCUUCAAGACAAGAAAGCAAUGCAAUUGCUUAUAGAGGUUGUGGGGGAUUCUCAGCAUCUGGAUGUCCUUGAAAAGGCUCUCAGUAAAGCUGGAUCAAAAGAGGUGCUUGAUGCGGCGCUAUUUAAUGCGCAGGUUCGUGAUAUGCUCGAUGAGGUGGUCAAAAUUGAUCAAAAUUUGUGGCUGCUUAAAGAAAUUGUGAAGGAUCAUAGACAUGUCGAAUUGCUUACGGCAGCUUUGAAGAAACAAGAACAGCUCAUAUUAGUUGAAGACAUGUUGAGCAGUACAGAAUUGGAUUCGAUGAAUAUGUUCAAAGCACUACUCGCACACAAGAAGAAAGUGGAUUUGCUGAAAGAGGCUGUCAGGGAUGAUACGCGAUUGGAGCUGUUUAGAUUACUUUUGGAAGGAGAUCAAGUGAUUUCACAGUUCAAGACGGCAUUGGGUAAUGAGGACUUUGCAGAGGUGAUCCAUACGAUUUUAAAUGAUGUCAAUCAAGUGUUUUUUCUCAGAGUGGCUAUUAAGGAUGAUGAUCGUGUCAAUUCGUUUCAAGCGGCAUUGCAUGACAGAACCCAGAUAGAGAAUUUUGAAGCGGUCUUGAGCAAGAAAAAAUUGAAAAAUGUGUUUCGAGCGAUGCUCAAGAAUGAAGAACAAUUGGCUUGGCUUCAACUGGCUGUUGAGAACGAUUUUCAGUUCAAAAGCGAUCUUAUCAAAAGAGAUCAAAGGAUGCUUGCUACCGAGAUGUUAGAGUACCUCAAGACAGUUCAUGAUUAA
This is a messenger RNA of Plasmopara halstedii, 1986 nucleotides long. RefSeq lists its product as uncharacterized. The record is from RefSeq and is a predicted model, not a curated record. NCBI's taxonomy places the organism in Eukaryota, Oomycota, Peronosporomycetes, Peronosporales, Peronosporaceae. The coding region runs from base 1 to 1986 and encodes 661 amino acids. The transcript has a single exon.